This is a messenger RNA of Megalobrama amblycephala (Wuchang bream), 3788 nucleotides long. RefSeq names its product divergent protein kinase domain 1Aa (gene dipk1aa). The record is from RefSeq and is a predicted model, not a curated record. NCBI's taxonomy places the organism in Eukaryota, Metazoa, Chordata, Actinopteri, Cypriniformes, Xenocyprididae. The coding region runs from base 383 to 1669 and encodes 428 amino acids. The transcript has 5 exons.
GAGGGCGCCAGUAAACAUGACGCACGCACAGGCAGCUCGCUCAAGAAAAAAGCACUAGCCCUACAUUAGGUCGGCACAAAUUGUGUACGCCUGCGCCCUUGACAUGCCGCUGUCUCGCUGCUUUAAAACAGCUGCACUUGAAAGUGUUAGCCGCUGGAUACCAACCCUGACGAAUCGAAUAACAUGAAUUCUUAAAAUAUCGCAUACAUUUACACAGUACCCUUCGGGCAAGUCUAAUAAUAUGCACGGAUAUCGGCUGGCCGUGAGCACCGUACGCGUCACGUAAACUUGAAGUUCGCUGGAGAUUAUUUCAUUUUCUUAUUCGCCAUAUGGAGACUCUGCUCUAGAUAUCCCACAGUCUUUGAGAUGAUCCAUUUCUGCAAUGGCGAGGGGUCUGUUUUCACGGGCCUGGCUUUCAAAGACUUACCACUUUCAGGUUCGCCUGUCUUAUACUCGAGUGAAGUAUCUCUUUCUCACAUGGCUUGCUGUAUUUGUGGGCAGUUGGGUUGUGUAUGUGCAAUACUCUACUUACACUGAGCUGUGCAGAGGACGAGAAUGCAAGAGCAUCAUUUGUGACAAAUACAGCAAAGGUAUUAUUGAUGGAUCUGCCUGUAGCAGCCUGUGUGAAGAAAGCUCACUAUACUUUGGAAGGUGCCUCUCCACCAAGCCAAACAAUCAGGUCUAUACAGGCAGCUGGGGUGACCAGGACGGCAUCAUUAAGUGUCAGCUGAGUGACGUCCUGCACUAUGAGCUGGGAGAGGAGCUGGAGCCAAAGAAAGAGAUCGCACUUUUUGACAAACCCACUCGAGGAACCUCUGUAGAGAAGUUCAAAGAGAUGGUUGCCAGUCAUUUGAAGGCGAAAGUUGGAGAGCAAGCCAACCUCCCCAGUUUGGUAAGCCUGAUUCUUUCAGUGGCCGACAGCAAUAAAGAUGGCCACAUCUCUCUGCCCGAAGCCAAGUCUGCUUGGGCUUUGCUGCAGCUCAACGAGGUUCUGCUGGCAGUGGUGCUCCAAGGCCGAGAGCACACACCUAGACUGUUGGGCUUCUGCGGGGACCUGUACAUGGUGGAGCGUGUGCCUCACGCUCCGCUGUACGGCCUCAGUCUGCCGUGGCCCAUGGAACUAUGGAUCCCUACGGGCAUGCGGCGAAGCAUGGACCAGUGGUUCACUCCUUCCUGGCCCCGCAAGGCCAAGAUCUUUAUCGGCUUGCUGGAACUUAUAGAAGACAUCUUCCACGGUACCUUUGGGAGCUUCUUAAUGUGCGACAUGAGAGCCAGUUCUUUCGGGUACACCGAUCGUCACGACCUCAGGCUGGUGGACGGGCGGCGCGUAGUUGCCGAGGAGGCCUUCAAACAGGCCAUGAUCCUUCAGCGCUGUGAGGAUGACGAGGACUGCGUGUACGGUGUGGACUGUAGGACUUCAUGUGACCGCGCAGAACACCGAUGCAUGCCCGAGGUGGCUCAGCCCAACCUGGCCAGGGCCUGCAGAGCUAUGAAGGAUUACCUCCUACGAGGAGCUCCCUUCUAUAUACAAGAAGAGCUGGAGAAGCAGCUGUAUGCCUGCAUGGCUCUCAAAGGUUCAGCCGAGCAGAUGGAAAUGGAGCACUCGCUCAUUCUCAACAACCUCAAGACCCUGCUGUGGAAACAGAUCUCGCACACCAAUGACUCCUGAAGGAAAAAGAUGCGCUGGUGACUACAUUCAGAUUCCUGAAUGUCUUCUGAAGCACUUCAGGCCAUUGUGGAUCUGGCUGGAAAUUACAAUGCUGGUAGGAAAGUGGCUGGAAAAAAUGCUGAUGGCAAUAUUCAGUGCUGCUUCGAAACUAAAGUUCUCUUUAGGAGGAGGUAGAAUUAAAUCUGUGAGAUUUUGCUCAGGCUCAACUUUAGAGUAACGUUCACGUCCGUCUCGUGUUCAUGUCUUCACUCUUUGUCAUACACGAUUGAUCAGUGAUCAUGUUAAUUUUACACUUCCUUCAGAUGUAAUGAAGGAGCAAAUGAUGCUAACUUUGCAUCCAUUGUUGGAUGUUAACAUAGAAAAUUAAGGAAUGUAAUCAGCACCGACUGUGGUUGUGUGUCUCGUAUUGUAAUGUUUGUCACAUGAGCACAGCAAAAAGAGCCAUAAAAGAGCCAUUUUGAAAUGGACAUAUUAAUCCAAUGCCUUGAUAUGCAUGUUGCCAGUGAGUGUGUGUGUGUGUGUGUGUGUGUGUGUGUGUGUUGUGGUUUUUUUGUUUUUUUUGUUUUGGUUUUUUAUUUCGAUGCUUGUGUGCGAAAAUGCCUCAUUCCUUGUACUUUGACAAUUCUUAGAAAUAGCCAGACUGCAUCACACACCUAUGACCUGAAGGUAACACUUUACAAUAAGGUUCAAUUUGAUAACAUUAGUAGCUAACAUGAACUAACAAUGAACAAUAUUUUAAAGCAUUUUUUAAUCUAGAUUGUUAUAAAUAUACUUAGUAGAGCUGUCAAACGUAAUGUGUUAACCCUUGUGAUUUUUUUUUUUCAGUUUAACCCGUUAAAAAAUAUUUAACGCAGCAUCCAUUUUUUCCAUCAUAAUUUGGCUAGCGUUACAUUAUAUCAUCAUGCUCUUGUUACAAAUGCUUUUACAUCACUCAAGCGCCACACGACAAACAAGAACGCACUGUCUGUGAAUGUUGUGUCUGACACAAAUGACUCGUGUGCACAGAAAGACGUGGCGCCAGUAUCGAGCUAUGAUGUCUGUCAUUAUUGUUAAUCAAAGAACAAAGGUAACAUAAAAUUGUAGCUUUAAUAAGGAUUAAUCUAUAUUUCAUUUAUUAUUUAUGCAGUGUAGACUGUAAAGUGUUUGAUAACUUUAUUCAAUUUCUGUAUAUUUCUGUUAGACAGGUAGGAAGGCCACAAUAUGACAUUUAUUAUAAUGAUUGUUUUAAGUUCACUUAAAUUAUUUUUUUAAAGCCUAAUAAAUGUUGAAAUUGAUGACUUUCAGUUAUACUGUAAUGUUGAAUGUCUAUAAUUAAUGUUUAAAAAAAAAAGACAUCAGUACCAGUGAUACUGGCCUCAUUCAUAAGAUGCCAUUCAAAUAUUUAAAAUACACUCAAGUUGUUUAUACAUUAAUUUUAAGAGUAACUGAAAUCAUUACAAUCUAAAAAUAUUACUCAAGUUUUUAAUUGCGAUUGUCAGAAAAAACAUGAUUAAUUUUUUUUUAAUAGAUUGACAACACUAAUACUUACACGUUAACAUUUCAAGUUGUAUAAAUUAAUGUAUUAAUAAUGUAUUACAAACAUAAAUUACCGUUGAACACCAGCUUAACAUUAACCUAGAUUAAUAAAUGCUGUAAAUUUAGUUUGUGAUACAUAAUGCAUUAAUGAAUUUAAUCUUCUUGAAAAGUGUUACCAAUCCAAAUGUUUACAAGAACGAGUUUCAUGAUUCUUGCUAAAGGAAGGAAGCCUCUCAACUAUGAAAUUUCACAGCAUUGAUCAUUAUAUUUCUAAUCAUUUUAGAUGUUGGGUUUACAAUUUAUACUUCCUAGGCAUGUCUAGUGAAAACCAUCUUGGUAUGGUAAAAAUUAGACUUUAAUCUAAAACAAUAUGAAAUGCCUAUCAUCAGUCAUUAUUCUUAAGGUACUAAUAAAUGAAGAGAUAAAAGGGUGCUUCAUGUUUUUUCAUCAACCAUUUUUCAAUGGGAUGUUUCAGAUUGUACAUUGUCAGACUGCUUCAAUUUUGUGUAUUCAUAAAUCUCACUGCUGCUGAUUAAGAGUUAAAUGGAGAUUUUUAUAAGUUUUGAUUGCAUGACUUUGCACAUUAAAAGUGUUUCAAAAAACA